AUGGUUAUAAAACAGGACGUAGGGUCCACUCCCCCGGAGUCGUCAGAGGACAAUCAGCAACCAGAAACCAACCAAAACACAUCGCAGAACAUAGAACCAACCUCAAAUGGUGCCAAACUGUACUCGCCAACAUCGGUAGUUUUGGCCAAAGUCAAAGGCUAUCCACCAUGGCCAGCUAUGGUUCUCGAUGAAAGUUUGCUUCCUCAGAACAUAUUGGACAAGCGGCCGAAGAACGUACGCCAGAAAAGUGGCCGGAAGGGAAGAGGAAAGGAUGUUACGGUGUUGCCGGUACGAUUUUUCAGUGACGAUACUUAUAUUUGGAUCAAAGAUAACGAGUUGAAACCCAUGACUCAGCAGAUGAUAGAUGCUCAUUUGAGUUCCGACAAGAAGCGCAAAGACAAGCUUUUGGAAAAGGCUUAUCAAUUGGCCAAAAACCCUCCAGAUAUGAAAGAAUUUGUCACCUGGGGUUCUCGAGGUCCACCCAAAAACCAAAAAUUGGACCCAGAAUACGAGGAAGAGGAUGUAGAAAUGGAGGAGGAUUUGGUGGAUGAAGAGGAGGUUGAGGACGACGAGAUUGAAGAGGAAGAAGAUGAUGAUGAAGAGGAUGAAGAGAUCGUCUAUGGUCGUCGUCGAAAGAAGCAAAAAACCGCCAAGAAGGAGAAAGUUACUAAGAAGGUGAAACAAGACAAGAAUGAGCUUGGGUACGACUCGGAUUGGGGCUUAACGGACGACGAAGCCGACCCUGAAUCGUACAUUUUUGAAGACGAGGAACAACAAAAGUUUGAUAAAAAGUUUCCUAAAGCAGCUGAUAUCACCGAAAGACUACAAGAGGCACAAGAGGAAUUCCAGGGGGUGAGUUUUGAAAUCACUCUGCUUUUGUUGGAGGAAGAAAUUGAUGAGAAAGAGGUGGUUAGGGCCUUGGCAUCGGUGCGAAAAUUGGAUGUGCCAUAUACAUUAUUAGCAAAGAGCAAUUUGUUCAGGGUCCUUGUGCUAACUGCUAGGAAGCCCCAUGACACAUUUCCAUAUACCAAGUUGAAGAAAGAAGUGAAUAAAGUACUCGAGCUGGUAUUCGGAAUGAAGGUUGAAGAGAACACUCCAGAGAUGAUGGAAAAAGAGGAAAAGGAGGCUACGCCCAUGCCAAAGGAGGAAAACGAAAACGAAAACGAAAAGGAGAAAAAAGAAGAAGGGAAAGAGUACCAAAAGGAGGAAAAGGUAGAAGAUAUAAAGGUGAACAACGACUAG
Messenger RNA from Meyerozyma guilliermondii ATCC 6260, 1242 nucleotides. RefSeq lists its product as uncharacterized. The record is from RefSeq and is a predicted model, not a curated record. The transcript has a single exon. The coding region runs from base 1 to 1242 and encodes 413 amino acids. NCBI's taxonomy places the organism in Eukaryota, Fungi, Ascomycota, Pichiomycetes, Serinales, Debaryomycetaceae.